CCGCCUGGUCACCCCGCACCCCGCGCCGCCCGCGCUGCCCCCCGGCGCCGCCGCCGCCCCCCGCCGCUUCUGGGGCUCCUACCGCCCGCACGUCUACUUCGGCAUGAAGACCCGCAGCCCCCGCGCCCUCGUCACCGGGCUGAUGUGGAUGCAGCAGCGGGAGGCAGAGGCGAGCCUGCGGCACACGUGUGAGCAGGGCGACGGGCUGUCCCGCUACGGCUGGCUGCAGCACGACGGCGAGAGCUUCGGCGUGCAGGACAUCCACGACCACGGGCUGCUGCUGCGCACCGAGUUCGUGAAGAGGCCGGGCGGGGAGCAUGGCGGGGAUUGGAGCUGGCGCGUCACGGCCCGGCCGGAGGGCGCAGGCAACCUGGGCUCCCUCAUCUCCCUGUUCUUCUACGUAGCCACUGAUGGGCAGGGAACGCUGCAGCCGCACGUGGAGAACAAAACCCGGCUGGCUUCUGUGACAGGGACGACCGAAGAGCUGGGUCACUUCAAGAUCUCCUUCCUGCAGCCCACGGCAGAGACUGGGACAGCCCCCAAAUACGCCAGCUACAACUACCUGCAGGCUGUGAGCCCGGGGCUGCACCGCCUCACGGACGUGGUGAAGAGCAGCUUGAGCAAUCGCUUCGUCUUCGCUCCGCCGGGCGGGCCCUGGCAGCACUUCUUCGCUGUGGACACGUUCCGGGUGCCGGGGAGCGCGGAGCAGGCACCGCACAGUCACCUGCUGCUGCACCAAGUGACGCUGCAGCUGCCCUGCCGCAUGGAAGUAACGUUCGAGUCGGGCAGCGUCACGGGCCGGCCCGGCCCGUUGGCGGGGCCCGCGCUGACCGAGGAGCUGGCCGGGCACGUGGCCGCCUUCGAGCGGCGCUUCGAGGAGACCUUCUCGCUGGGCCGCAAAGGCUUCGCCCCCGCCCAGCAGCGCUUUGCCCAGGCCGCCCUCAGCAACAUGCUGGGCGGGAUGGGCUACUUCCACGGGCACUCCAUCGUGCAGUCGGUGCACACCGAGCAGCCGCUGCCCUACCCCGAGGGCUCCCUCUUCACCGCCGUGCCUUCCCGCUCCUUCUUCCCCCGUGGCUUCCUCUGGGACGAGGGCUUCCACCAGCUGCUGGUGGCGCGCUGGGACCCCGCUCUGAGCCGCGAGGUGAUCGCGCACUGGCUCGACCUCAUGAACGUGGAGGGCUGGAUCCCGCGGGAGCAGAUCCUGGACGAUGAGGCGCGUGCCAAGGUGCCGCCCGAGUUCAUCCUGCAGCACAACGAGAACGCCAACCCGCCGACGCUGUUCCUGGCGCUGCAGCAGCUGCUGGGGACGGCCCCGCUGCCCUACCUGCAGCGCCUCUUCCCCCGCCUGCGCACCUGGUACGACUGGUACAACACCACGCAGGCCGGGCCGCUGCCCUACACCUUCCGCUGGCGCGGCCGGGACCGUGACCCCGAGCUCUUCCUCAACCCCAAGACGCUGACGUCGGGGCUGGAUGACUACCCCCGGGCCUCGCACCCCUCCGCAGACGAGCGGCACCUCGACCUCCGCUGCUGGAUGGCGCUGGCCUCCGCCGUCAUGGGGGACAUGGCGGAGCGGCUGGACGAGCCAGCGGAGCCCUACCGGCACAUGCAGCGGGCGCUGAGCGACAACGAGCUGCUGGACCGGCUCCACUGGGCCGAGCACCUGGGCAUGUUCGCCGACUACGGGAACCACAGCCAGGCGGUGGGGCUGGAGCGGGAGAAAGUGAGGGCGGUGCCGGGGCAGGCGCCGCCGGUGCCCCGGCUGGUGCGCGUGGUCCGCAAGGCGCCCGAGCUGCAGUUUGUGGGGGCCCUGGGCUACGUGAGCCUCUUCCCCUUCCUGCUGCAGCUGCUGCGCCCCGACUCGCCCCGCCUGCCCCGCGUGCUGGCCGCCCUGCGCAGCGAGCGGCACCUCUGGACGCCCUACGGCCUCCGCUCGCUCUCCCGCGCCAGCCCGCUCUACAUGAAGCGCAACACGGAGCACGACCCGCCGUACUGGCGGGGCCCCGUCUGGGUCAACAUCAACUACCUGGCGGUGCGGGCGCUGCACCACUACAGCGGCCGCCAGGGCCCCUACCGGGAGCAGGCAGCCCAGCUCUACCGGGAGCUGCGCGCCAACCUCGUCGCCAACCUGUACCGGCAGUACGCCGAGAGCGGCUACCUCUGGGAGCAGUACAGCGACAGCACGGGCAAGGGCCAGGGCUGCUACCCCUUCACGGGCUGGUCGGCCCUGGUGGUGCUGGUGAUGGCCGAGGAGUACUAGCGGUGGAGCCGCGGCGCUCCCGGCCUGGAACCUGCUUCCUCGACACACAAGGAAUAAAGAUCGAGCUCUGA
Rhea pennata is the source of this 2334-nucleotide messenger RNA. It is a transcript of the gene MOGS, whose product is annotated as mannosyl-oligosaccharide glucosidase. Lineage: Eukaryota; Metazoa; Chordata; Aves; Rheiformes; Rheidae. Gene Ontology annotation, cellular component: endoplasmic reticulum membrane. Gene Ontology annotation, molecular function: Glc3Man9GlcNAc2 oligosaccharide glucosidase activity. Gene Ontology annotation, biological process: protein N-linked glycosylation; oligosaccharide metabolic process. The record is from RefSeq and is a predicted model, not a curated record.